GUCUAAACCUAUGGCUCGUCUCUGAUGAAGAAGUGGCAGGAUCUUUAGAACAAGAAUCCUGAUACAAAGCAUGAGGCAUUGCAGAACGUCAUCUCCUGACGCCAUCUCCAGUUUCCUAGGGUCAAACAACAAGUGCUGUAGAACUUUGCUCCCAGUGUGGAAGUGCUGUGUGUCAGCUGUCAUGGAGCAGCAGGAGGAAGACACCACUGCGGUGAGAGACAAGCACAAAUUUUACGAGAGCAGCUUGAAAGAUUACCUGUGCAGCCAGCUACCAGGAUUCAGCUCUAAUGCAUCAGAGGGUCUGACAGUCAGACAGUACAGAUAUGGCCAAUCCAACCCCACAUUCUUACUGCAGAAAGGUUUAAAAAAAUAUGUUCUCAGAAAGAAACCUCAUGGACCACUUCUUCCCAGGGCACAUCAGGUUGAGCGUGAAUAUGAGGUUCAAAAGGCCUUGUUUGCGGCAGGCUUUCCAGUUCCUAAGCCCUUACUGUUCUGUCCAGAUACGACAGUGAUUGGAACUGAAUUCUAUGUGAUGGAACAUGUUCAGGGCCGGCUCUUCAGGGAUGUUACAUUACCAGAUGUCAGUCCUGCUGAGAGAUCUGCUUUGUAUAUUGCACUUACUGAAACUUUGGCUCAGCUCCACUCUUUUAAUAUACAUGCACUAAAUCUUACUGGUUAUGGGAAAGGCAAAGGAUACUGCCAGAGACAGGUAAAUACUUGGAAAAAGCAGUAUGAAAGGUCCGCCCAUACUGAUAUAUCAGCCAUGAAUAAUCUAGGGAACUGGCUAAAUUAUAAUUUGCCAAGAAAUGAUAAUGAAGAGUCAUUGGUCCAUGGAGAUUUCAGGAUUGAUAAUGUAAUCUUUCAUCCAAAAGAGGCCCGUGUGAUAGCUGUUCUAGACUGGGAAUUGUCUACCAUUGGGCAUCCCAUGACAGAUCUUGCUUACUUCACUUCCCUUUAUUAUUGGCCUAAAGAAGUCCAGUUCCUUGGACAUCCAAGUGAUAAAUCAUUCACUGAUGUAGAUGGAAUCCCUGCAUUUCAGGAUUUAAUGAGCAUUUACAGUCGUUGCCGAGGUGUCCCUUUACCAGUUCCCAACUGGAAUUUUUUCCUAGCACUUACAUUUUUUAAACUUGCAGGGAUAUUGCAGGGCGUCCAUGCUAGAUUUCUUAUUGGAAAUUCCAGCGGUGAAAACGCAAGUGUAUUUGCUGAGAUGGUUCAACCUCUGGCAGAGAAUGGGCUGAAGUUGGCAGAACAGCAAAACAACAUGAUUAGAGAUCGUUCUAGCAGUUCCCAGGAGCUGUUCAUACAGAGUCCCAAAGGACAGAAAGUCUUGAAGAAGGUGAAGCAGUUCAUGGAACAGCAUGUAUUCCCAGCCCAGCAGGAGGUUUUGGAUUAUUAUACUGCAAAUGAAAACUCACCACUACGAUGGAAAAAGCCUGAGGUCAUUGAAAAGUUAAAGGAAAUGGCAAAAGCAGAAGGGCUGUGGAAUUUGUUCCUCCCGGCCAUCAGCGGCUUAAACCAGACAGAUUAUGCAUUCAUUGCAGAGGAAACUGGGAAAUGUUUUUUUGCCCCAGAAGUUUUUAAUUGUCAGGCACCAGACUCCGGCAACAUGGAGGUCCUUCACAUGUAUGGUACUGAGGAACAGAAAGAAAAAUGGCUCAAGCCUCUGCUUUCUGGGCAAAUCCAGUCCUGUUUCUGCAUGACAGAACCUGAUGUGGCUUCUAGUGAUGCCACCAACAUGGAAUGCAGCAUUCAGAGGGAUAGAGACAGUUAUGUAAUCAAUGGGAAAAAGUGGUGGAGUAGUGGUGCUGGAAAUCAAAGCUGCCAAGUAGCGAUUGUAAUGGGAAAGACUGAAAACACAUUGGAUUCCAGAUACAAGCAGCAUAGUAUGAUUAUUGUACCUAUGGAGACAAAAGGUGUAGAAGUUGUGAGAGCCCUGAAAGUGUUUGGCUAUGAAGAUACUCAGCAUGGUGGGCACUUUGAGGUGCACUUCAGAAAUGUAAGAGUUCCAGUGUCUAAUUUAAUCUUGGGUGAAGGAAGAGGGUUUGAAAUUGCUCAGGGCCGUUUGGGCCCAGGUCGUAUUCACCACUGCAUGAGAACAAUUGGAGCAGCCGAGAGUGCCCUGCAGUUAAUGUGCGCAAGAGCUGCCCAGCGGCAAACCUUUGGGAAAAAGCUUUAUCAGCACGAGGUGGUCUUACACUGGAUUGCUGAAAGCCGCAUUGCUAUUGAACAAGCACGGUUACUCACACUAAGUGCAGCCAAAGCCAUAGACACGGUUGGGAGUGCUCGUGCUCGGAAACAGAUUGCUAUGAUUAAAGUUGUUGCUCCGAGGAUGGCGUGCAAGGUCGCAGAUCGUGCUAUCCAAGUGUUUGGUGGGGCUGGGGUUUCCCAAGAUUUUCCCCUGGCAUCCAUGUAUGCGACUAUUCGUACUCUACGUAUAGCAGACGGUCCUGAUGAAGUGCACCUUUCAGCCGUUGCAAAACUGGAAUUAUUGGAACAAUCCAAGAAGCUGUCUGCUAAAAUCUAACAUCUAGGGGUUAUGGCGGAAAAAAAAAAAUGAUUGAAAUAUGGAUGAAAUAAUAAUGUUUACUGGAUCCUUGCCCAUCCUUGGUGUGUGUUUGAAAAUCUUGCCCGUAGGAUCAAAGUGCAUUCUAGAUGUACUUGCACCAGAUAAAAAAUCCUGAUAGACACAGUGACAGCCCAGACCUUGCUCCCCAAACCAACUGUGCUCUCAUCCUCUCCAGGCAGCAGCACUUUAUAUAAUGUGGAGGUAGUGACAUCACAGCCUCAUCCUGUAAGAGUUUGGCCUAGUUUGCAGCAUUAAAGGGCAAUGUAGGACUGCAGGCUUGUGACAAAAAUCAAAGCUGUCCCACAUAUAGUGGUGACAGUUGUAAGCUGCAGAAAUAGAUUCAGCAUAUUCCAUUAACCCCAAACCUACCAGUAGAAUUCAUAUUAUUCUAUUAACCCCAGACACGAUACACAUACUGUAUGGGUGUGUUGCCAGUCAAUCUCAUUGCCUGCUGGGUAUCAUAGCUUUACAUUAAUCAUGGCAUCAGGCAAGAUAAAAAUCUAAAUUACCCAGCAUGCACCAUGUAUUUA
This is a messenger RNA of Xenopus laevis (African clawed frog), 3096 nucleotides long. It is a transcript of the gene acad11.L, whose product is annotated as acyl-CoA dehydrogenase family member 11 L homeolog. Lineage: Eukaryota; Metazoa; Chordata; Amphibia; Anura; Pipidae. The record is from RefSeq and is a predicted model, not a curated record. The transcript is spliced from 21 exons. Bases 71 to 2524 code for a protein of 817 amino acids.